CAGAACUACAGGAUGAUUCUAGCUCUCUAGGGUCCUGGGACUCAGAGCUGAGUGGGCCCAGUCCAUAUCGUCAGGCUGACCGUUAUGGCUUCAUUGGGGGUAACUCAGCUGAACUGGGGUUUACCUUACACAGUUAAUCAGAUCCAGACAGAAACUUGACACAUCACACAGCAGAUCAGAAACAGAAGCAGAUUCAAACUCAGGACUUCUGGCUUCCAGUCCAGGGCACUAUCCACCCAGCUUCUCCUAUGAGUUAUCUGUCUCUGUUUUAGGGGACAACCAAACAGACCUUCCCUAAAUAUACACCCCUCAUCCCGUUAGUCUCAGCAGCUUCUAUCCAUCUUGAAGCCCAAAUCCCUUCCUUUAACUUUGAUCCUGUGUCUGUUGUGUGCCUCCAGGCUUGGUCAACCCCCAGCAGACCUCAUCCGCCAGCGGGAGAUGAAAUGGGUGGAAAUGACCUUACACUGGGAGAAGACCAUGUCUCGACGAUACAAGAAGGUAAAGAUACAAUGCCGAAAGGGCAUCCCCUCAGCCCUGCGUGCCCGGUGUUGGCCCCUAUUGUGUGGGGCCCAGAUUUGUCAGAAGAACAACCCUGGCACCUAUCAGGAGCUGGCAGUGGCCCCAGGAGACCCGCAGUGGAUGGAGACCAUUGGCAGGGACUUGCACCGUCAGUUUCCUCUGCACGAGAUGUUUGUAUCACCCCAGGGACACGGGUACGAGGCCAGGGAUACCCAGUGACACCAAGUCCCCAUGCUAGAUUCUUUAGUUCUACUUUUAUAUCCUUGGAUGAGGGAGACUAUGGGCUGGACAGAGGCCACAGAAGGCAGGAAGGGGAUGCCUGGGAGGCUAGCCUUAAUAAGAUCUUCUGGCACAGGCAGCAGGGGCUGCUGCAGGUUCUCAAGGCCUACACCCUGUACCGGCCAGAGCAGGGAUAUUGCCAGGCUCAGGGACCUGUGGCUGCUGUACUGCUCAUGCAUCUGCCCCCAGAGGAAGCCUUCUGGUGCUUGGUGCAGAUCUGCGAGGUCUACCUUCCUGGCUACUAUGGUCCCCACAUGGAAGCUGUACAGCUGGAUGCUGAAGUGUUCAUGGCCCUUCUGCGGCGGCUGCUCCCACGUGUGUACAAGCACUUGCAGCAGGUAGGCGUCGGCCCCCUGCUCUACCUACCUGAGUGGUUCCUGUGUCUCUUCACUCGAUCACUGCCCUUCCCCACGGUGCUGCGUAUCUGGGAUGCCUUCCUUAGUGAAGGUGCUAAGGUACUGUUCCGCGUGGGGCUGACACUGAUGCGCCUGGCACUGGGCACUGUAGAACAGCGCAGAGCGUGCCCAGGGCUCCUGGAAACACUGGGAGCCCUACGAUCCAUCCCCCCUACCCAGCUGCAGGAAGAGGUCUUCAUGUCCCAGGUGCACAACGUAGCCCUGUCUGAGCGAGACCUGCAACGGGAAAUCAGGAUCCAGCUGGCCCAGCUGCCAAAGUCAUCACCUGGGCCAGCCCCUCUGCCACAGGCCCGCCUUCCUGGGGCCCAAGCCAUCUUUGAGUCCCAGCAGCUGGCCGGGGUGCGAGGAGACACCAAACCUGAGAUACCUCGAAUUGUGGUGCAGCCCCCAGAGGAGCCAAGCCCACCACGGCGGAAGCCACAGACCCGCGGCAAGACUUUCCAUGGGCUCCUGAUAAGGGCCAGGGGACCCCCUAUUGAGGGUCCCUCCAGGUCCCACCGAGGCUCUGCCUCUUUCCUGGACACCCGAUUCUAAGUGCACCAUGCACUUAGUGCCACCAAAUCUCAGUCAUCUGAACAGUGAUGCCAGCCUUAGAAAUGUGUACUGUACUUUACUGCUGGGCUGUAUGACCGCUGUUUCCAGCAAGGACCACCUCGGGAAGUGGAGUAUCUCCCCACUUUAAGGACUGUGUCAGGCACAAAUAUAAAGGAAGGAUACUGAGUGGAGCUUGUGGGGAGCUGUUUGGUGCCAACCAUUGCCACCAUCAAAACCAGUGCUGAAGGAUUGUGGGAAUAAAACUUCUGGCUGAGAUAUGGUACCCCAUGGGCUUCUUGCAAGGGAAUCCUCAAAUAAAGCCUGACUGAGAAGAUACUGGAUAAA
Molecule: messenger RNA, 2093 nt
Organism: Grammomys surdaster
Lineage: Eukaryota; Metazoa; Chordata; Mammalia; Rodentia; Muridae
Gene: Tbc1d10c
Product: TBC1 domain family member 10C
Exons: 8
Coding region: 444-1748 (434 amino acids)
Source: RefSeq, a predicted model, not a curated record